Molecule: messenger RNA, 1365 nt
Organism: Aspergillus pseudonomiae
Lineage: Eukaryota; Fungi; Ascomycota; Eurotiomycetes; Eurotiales; Aspergillaceae
Product: putative class V chitinase
Exons: 6
Coding region: 1-1308 (435 amino acids)
Biological process (GO): carbohydrate metabolic process; chitin catabolic process
Cellular component (GO): extracellular region
Molecular function (GO): chitin binding; chitinase activity
Source: RefSeq, a predicted model, not a curated record
AUGCUUAGAGUCCCUCUCCUGUGCCUUCUGGCUGUCCGGGCCACAUUGGGCUUGAGAUUCGUCAUGUAUAUAGAUGAAUAUCAUACUGCUGCUCUCCCCGGUAAUGACCGCACAGAAGGCAUAACUCACGCGAUAAUGGCCUUUGCGAACUCCAGUAUUUUCAACUCUAACUCUUCCCCCAAGUUCGAGCCCUUUGAGCCUGUCGAAGCUAUGCGGAAGCGCUUUGUACCCGAUACCAAGGUCAUGGUUGCUAUUGGAGGCUGGGGCGAUACCAAUGGCUUCUCCGAAGGCACAAAGGACGAUGGGUCCCGGGCCCGUUACGCCAAGAAUGUCGCGACAAUGAUCGACAACCUAGGCAUUGACGGUGUCGAUACUGAGAGCUGGGCUCUGGAUAUCGACUGGGAGUAUCCUGGUGGGAACGGCGGGGAUUAUAUGAAGGUACCUAACAGCGGUAAAACGGACGAAAUCGAAACCUAUCCACUCUCUCUGCGCGCAAUUCGUGAAGCCAUCGGCCCGGACAAGCUCCUUUCAAUUGCAGAACAAGGUACCAAGAUCUGGCCGUCUGUGGAUUUGGUGAACGUCAUGUCGUAUGAUCUGAUGAAUCGUCGGGAUAAAGUCACGAACCAUCACACGAGUGUGGUGGGUUCACUCGACGCUAUCAAGGCGUAUGAAGAGAUUGGUCUCGACACUGCCAAGAUCAACCUGGGAUUCGCGUAUUACGCCAAGUGGUUCAUGACCGAUCCGAACUCUAACUGCAAUGAACAUCCACUUGGAUGCGGGGUUUUGGCCCUGGAGAACCCCAAUGGUUCAGACAAAAGCGCUAUGGCGGCUGCUCCAGGUGAUUUGAGAGUCUCCGCAGAUGGAACCUGCGGCUUUUCCAAGGGGACCAAAUGCCCGGCCGGUUCAUGUUGCAGCCAGUAUGGCUACUGCGGUUCUGGCAACGACUUCUGCCAAGCUGGCUGUCUCUCCGACUAUGGCGAGUGCAAGGGCAUCUCGGUCAUCGACUCGUGGCGUCGCGCUCUCAAGGGCGGCAAGACGGACGAGCAAGCCGGCGGGCAGUACUACUGGGACGAGCAGGCCAGCCUUUUCUGGACUUGGGACACCCCUGAGUUGAUUACUCGCAAAUUCAAAGAAAUUGUGGAUGCCGAGAAGCUGGGUGGAGUGAUGGCAUGGAGUCUUGGUGAGGACAGCCUGAGCUGGGAGCAUUUGAAGGCCAUGCAAGAUGGUCUCAGAGGCAGGUUGGUUGACCAAAACUCUCAUGCCUCGUGUGCCCGAUAUUGCAUGGUAUCGGUAAGUAGUGUAGAAUAAAGAAUGUACUUAGAUGGGCUGUCAAGAAAUAUGCCAAGCAAUGUAUUGGAAACUGAG